AUUACGUUGCUCUAUGGGCGGGACUUGCUGAACGAUUCCUCAUGUAUCGUCAUCAUCCCAUGGACUGACUUGUUUGUUGUCGAGCAAGAUGGAGUUCCUUUUGGGAAAUCCUUACAGUACACCAGUGGGGCACUGCAUUGAGAGAGCCACUGAUGGCUCCCUGCAAAGUGAAGACUGGACCCUCAACAUGGAAAUAUGUGACAUCAUCAAUGAAACAGAAGAUGGUCCAAAAGAUGCCAUUAGAGCGGUGAAGAAGAGGCUGAAUGGCAACAAGAACUAUAGAGAAGUGAUGUUGGCUCUAACGGUCCUGGAGACGUGUGUGAAGAACUGCGGCCAUCGUUUUCAUGCAUUAGUCACUAGCAGGGACUUUGUUGAUGGCGUGCUAGUUAAAAUCAUCUCCCCUAAAAACAACCCACCUACAAUCGUACAAGAUAAAGUACUCGCUCUGAUUCAGGCAUGGGCUGAUGCAUUCAGGAGCAGUCCAGACCUCACAGGGGUGGUUCAAAUCUAUGAGGAGCUAAAGAGGAAAGGCAUCGAGUUCCCCAUGUCAGACCUGGAGACCCUGUCACCUAUACACACACCUCAGCGGUCUGCAUCUGGUCCAGAGGGCGACUCCACCCUACACAAGUACAGUACCGCUACUCAGCCCACACCACCCGCUAUCCCACCAGCCUACACCGACCCUCAGGUCCCAAGCAUUCAUGCCUCUGGAUCCAUCAAUCCCACACCUGAACAGAUUUGCCGGCUGCGCAGCGAGUUGGACAUUGUUCGCGGAAACACUAAGGUGAUGUCAGAGAUGUUGACUGAGAUGGUCCCAGGACAGGAGGAUGCUUCAGACUAUGAGUUACUACAGGAGCUGAACAGGACUUGCAGAGCCAUGCAGCAGAGAAUAAUGGAGCUCAUCUCCUGUGUUUCCAAUGAAGCUGUGACUGAGGAGCUAUUGCACGUCAACGACGACCUCAACAACAUUUUCUUACGCUACGAAAGGUAUGAGAGGUUUAGGUCUGGAAGGUCUUCAGCUCAGAGUGUCAACAAUGGGGUUCUGAGUGAGGCUACAGAGGACAACCUGAUAGACCUCGGCCCAGGCUCCCCGGCGGUGGUCAGCAACAUGCCAAAUGCAGCCCCAACAAGCCUGCCCCCCACCAUGACAGCCCUUGCUGGAAGGCCCUCCUCCCCAGCCACCUUGGCCUCUCGCCUUGCUGGUCUUGACAUGGGUGCAGACAGUGUGAGCAGUACCCUGAGCUCUCUGUCCAGCUGUAAGCCUCCUCCUGCUCAGGACGACUUCGAUGUGUUCGCUCAAACCAGGACUGGAGCUAUGUCUGAACCACGCAAGAUUACCACAGCAGAAGACAGCCAUCCCACUGGCAGCCCUCCUCCCACUCUGGAUGUCCUACAGCCAACUGCAGGAGCGGGUGUCGGCGGCCAGUCCUCUGUCAUGGAUGACAUAGAGGAGUGGCUGUGUACUGAUGUGAAAGGAGAUGAAGGUGAGGAAGGUGUGACAAGUGAAGAGUUCGACAAGUUCCUCGAGGAGAGAGCCAAAGCUGCAGAGAUGGCUCCCAGCCUACCUUCGCCCCCCAGUGCCGACCCGGGUGCAGCGCAGGGAACCCCCAGCAGCAAGAAGUCAGACAGGCCAGAGGACACUUUGUUUGCCAUGUAGACCUUACACCUGUGACCCUUGAUCCCCCCCAGCCUAAGACCCGACCAGCUGAGCGGCAUCACCCGAAGACAGACUGACCUGACACUAAAACACAUCCACCUCCGUUUUGAUUCACCACAACACAGUUCAGUUACACUACAGAGAUUUGUACAUGCAAUCCUUGUAAAAAAGGAAUUAUUCAUGCUCUCCGUUAAUUUCUAAUUAGAAAAAGAAAACCAAAUAAAUGGCCUAUUUUGAUACACCACCAGACGAUGGAUCUCACCCACACGAUGACCAGUGUCAGAGGCAAUGAGGCAGCCCGCUUAUUCCUUCUUCUUUAUGUGUGAAGAAUCUCCCUCCGCCUGCUGUGGACUGCAGAGCUUCAUGUUGCAGCUAAUCCUGAUGAUAAGAUGUAGAGUUUUAUAAUAAAAAAAGAGUCCGUGUCAUAAGUAGGAAAAUCCAUUUCCUAUCCGAGCCCUCAAAGCAUGCAUUAAGACCACCAAACUUGAUCACUUAAGUUUUUUUCUAUUAAAAACCCCCCCAACAGACACAUUUUGGUUGUUAUUGCAGAAUUGCUCUUUAAAGGCAGAAGCACUGAGCUUACUGACAUGGAUAUCAUUUGUUUUUUGUUUUAAUCCCUUUGCAAGUAAAUCUGAGUUGAAUGUAAAUCUGUAAAUGACAAAUGUCAAGAUUGAGUUGUGUGUAUAUGUAAGCUACAGUAUGAAUGAAAGAGAUGUUGCUUUAAUGUAGAUUUUUGAAAAGGGUUUAUGUUUGCCGCUGCUCUGACAGUAGGGAUGUACUUCACUGGGGAAUAGCAUACAUCUGAUCAUUUAUUCACUCUAAAUCAGAAAAGAUGAAGACAGGAAUGUAGUUCUUGUGAUAUCAUAUCAACAAAUGUGUUCUUUUACCUUCCUCUAAUUCUGUUUUCUCAUGUUGUAGAUUUCUCUUUCACAAAUUUAGCACAGUUGUUGGAUGAUAUGUUGGUCACAACAGAUUUAUUGAGAUUAUUUUUGCUGAGAUUUCAGUAGCCCAAAGCUGCUGUAGUUGGUCUUACUUUCGUCUGCCGAACAAUACAGUGUAAUUAUUCUUGUUUAUGGAAUCAUCUGUAUGCUGAAGAUGGAUAUUUUUGUCAUUGAAUGCUUUGACAGGUAGUGGUAAUGUUAUUUUAAACAGAAUCCCAGUCAGAGUUGCUGGUAGCUGAAGAGACGUGCUGUCGUUGGUGAGAUUUACUCAUUGACUGUAGGUUUUAACUCCUUUUUGAGUAAAUAAUACUAUAUGUUGUCUGUUCUAAAAUUAAGUUUAGAGGACCAAAUUUGUGCUCUCUUCUGGAUUGUAGUCAGAAAAUUCUGGAUAACUGGGUUGUUCUUACAUAAUCUGAUCCUGUCUUGAACCCAGAAUUCACAGCACUUAUAUCCAGGGAUAUAAUGAGAAUUUAGUAUCACACUACAAAAGCUGUUUGCACAUUAUUUUUGUGCAUUUCUCCUUUGUUUCUUGACGCCGACACCUGAAAAGGCCUGACCUUUCAACAUGACAUGUGUUUUCAAGAAAUGAGCUCGCCGCAGACAAGUAGUGGUACAAAUGAGGCAUUUUACUCUUUUGACAAUAAUAGAUGCAACAUGUUACACAAUCACAACAAGCUUAAAACAAGCGUGAACUUUGACAGUCGCGUUACCUUUCAACUUGUACUGUAAAUCAGCUUAACCUGAUGUAGGUAAUGAGAAACGUUUGGAUAUAUUUGAGUGUAGAAAUAAUUUAUUCAGCACAAUUUUUUUUUUUCUGCAGAUCAGUAUUUUAAAUCAUUUUAUUGUAGAAAAAGGAAAAUGGGAAAUUAACAUAUGUUUAGGGAGAGUAUGAGAGAUUGUCAUAAUGACAUGUGUUUUAGUGUUUUUGGCUUUUGUUUAUGUUUAUGAGUUCAGAUUUUCCUUUUUAUACAUUGCUGCUGGCUCUUCUUUGUCGUGUUUAUUGGUUUCAUGGGUAUUGUUGUAGCUUGAAUGUGUCCAUACCGUAAACAUAUAGAUAUGGUUUAUAAAGGCAAAUAAUCACUGAUUUGUAGCGGUAAGAGGAUUACGCCAGUUGUCCCACUUACCUCAUGAAUGAUACAUAGUUUUAAUCGAUUCACUCACUCAUAAUCUAAUGGACUGACUAGCAGAUGACAAAGUAGACAUACUUAACUUACUUCGGACACCUCGGACAUAGCAUCAACAUUGCACAUUUUGAAAGGGAAAUUUCCUUUCUCCUUCUGUUUCCUUGUUUCAGUGUUAAACGUGUGCGUGCGUGUGUGUCAGCUGUUCUGCAACGCAGAAACGUUUGAUGUCAGUUGAAAAAAAAGAAGCCUCCAAAUGUGUGUUUAAAGAAUACAUGUUGUCACUACCCUGUUUGAUACCGUCCUGGUUUCUCUCAUUGUGAGCUCUGUCAGUGAUUUGUAACUGAAUCUCAGCAACUGAUAACUUUGCCAGAGUCAUCUCCGACCGGUUUUGCAGAGUAACAAUCCGUUUCUUUUUAUGUCACUGGAUAAUAUAAAGAGAUGCUGAUAAGGGAGGCUGUGCUGCGUGACUGCUACUUUCCUGAGUUGCCUCAUCUCUCAUUUCUCUUUGUGUUGUUUGACUUAUGCAUGAACUCUAAUAA
Molecule: messenger RNA, 4261 nt
Organism: Xiphias gladius (swordfish)
Lineage: Eukaryota; Metazoa; Chordata; Actinopteri; Istiophoriformes; Xiphiidae
Gene: tom1l2b
Product: target of myb1 like 2 membrane trafficking protein
Exons: 15
Coding region: 89-1657 (522 amino acids)
Biological process (GO): signal transduction
Cellular component (GO): membrane; endosome
Molecular function (GO): clathrin binding; ubiquitin binding; phosphatidylinositol binding
Source: RefSeq, a predicted model, not a curated record